GGGUGCUGGGGGUCAGCAGUGCUGCGUCCCGUGUCAGUUUCCCUGGUGGUUUCGGUAGCGACUGAUUCCCAGAGCGGCCCCGAAGCUGGCUGACCGGCCGAGGUCUUGCCGUGAGCCCUGUGUGUAUGGUAGCAGGUUGUAAUGGCUAUAAAUGAGACAGACAGCUGCAGGAAGUGCUGUGACCUCGAGAUCGUGCCCUGGUGACGACAAGGAAUCAACACCGCAGACUCGGGAGUUGAGCACUUCAAACAACCCCAUUUAUUAGUAAUACUCCCUAACCGGGGACCAGUUCCAAGAAAGGAUACCAAGUGACAAGGUGCUCACAGACACAUAAUGUCAAUAGUCCGUUCAUCCGUCCACGCCAAAUGGGUUGUGGGGAAGGUGAUUGGUACAGCCAUGAUAAAAACGGCUAAAGUAAGAGCGACCAGACUUGUUUUGGAUCCCUACUUACUGAAGUACUUUAAUAAACGGAAAACCUACUUUGCUCACGAUGCCCUUCAGCAGUGCAGCGUCGGGGACAUCGUGCUCCUCAGAGCUUUGCCCGUCCCACGAUCGAAGCACGUGAAGCACGAACUGGCUGAGAUCAUCUUCAAAGUCGGCCGAGUUAUCGACCCGGUCACCGGAAAGCCCUGUGCAGGAACUGCCUACCUAGAGAGCCCCCUCAGCGAACCUCAGGAGGAGCUCAAGGUCUCCUGAACCUAGGAAAGGAGGAGCCAGAGGCAUUUCUGUCUGUGUGUUUUGCUCAAUGGUUUUCAGUACUAACUGUUUCUCCUGUGACAUUAAAAGUCGUCAGCAAAGUAAAGAGCUUAGUGCUCCAGACAGGUUUGCAUCCUUUUUCAGAUUCUCUGAACUGCAGGUACUCAUUACUCUGUAUGCCUAAGGAUGCUGCAUCAUUUUGUGAGCUCUCUGUCCUAGAUCGUAUGUAUUGUCUCAUUGUUCAUUGCCUCCCCCAAAGAAAUCUUGGACUUAGCACCUUUAUUUUGAAAGAAGAAAACCUUUUGAUAAUGACAUAAAAGGCUGAACUUAGUUUUGGCAGCUUGAUUUUUCAAAAUUUAUUGUGUGUAUCCACGAUGCCUGUGUGGGCACACCUGUGCCACGGCACGCACACUGUGGCAGCCAGAGGACAGCUUUGUGGAGUCGGGUCUCCUUUCACUCUUACAUGGUUCCCAGUAACACCCCUGUACCCACUGAGCCAUCCUAUUGGCACUGAGUUUUAAUGAUUCAUAUUCAAAGUAAA
Messenger RNA from Mus caroli (Ryukyu mouse), 1237 nucleotides. NCBI's taxonomy places the organism in Eukaryota, Metazoa, Chordata, Mammalia, Rodentia, Muridae. The record is from RefSeq and is a predicted model, not a curated record.